Molecule: messenger RNA, 1503 nt
Organism: Diorhabda carinulata
Lineage: Eukaryota; Metazoa; Arthropoda; Insecta; Coleoptera; Chrysomelidae
Gene: mRpS6
Product: probable 28S ribosomal protein S6, mitochondrial
Exons: 3
Coding region: 71-514 (147 amino acids)
Biological process (GO): translation
Cellular component (GO): ribosome; mitochondrial small ribosomal subunit
Molecular function (GO): structural constituent of ribosome; small ribosomal subunit rRNA binding
Source: RefSeq, a predicted model, not a curated record
GAAGAGUUAUAGCCUUUUUAAAGGGCUAUUUACGUUUUUCAUUAAUUACAUUUUUAAUAAAAAUCAUACAAUGAUUACAUACGAGGUAUUAAUGUUAUAUAGGGUCAUGCCCAAGAUUGAAUUAGCGUCUGUGUUAAAACGAACAGCAAAUACAAUAUUUGACAAAGGUGGCAUAAUAAGAAAACUGGAAAAUUUGGGAACCCGAGACAUGCCGUAUAAAACUAGCGUGCAUGGAGUCGUUUAUAAAAAAGCUAGUUACUUUCUAAUUGAAUGUAAUGUUCCACCUACCACAAUAAAUUCACUAUUGGAUGAAUAUGGAAGAGAUGUAGAUAUAAUAAGACGAUCAAUUUACAAAAAAAAUGAACCAACCCAAUUUGAAUGCACAUUACAUGAAGAAUUACAACCACCGCCUUACAGAAAGGAUGUUCAAGAUCUCAUUAAACAAGCAAGGAAAUUAGAUAAGCCUAGGUUUAAAUAUAACACAGGCUUAGAUUAUUAUCCUUUCCAAAGAUAAUUUGUUUUGUAUUAAUAGUUAAAAUAUAUUUUCUUUUUAGUUUAUUCAUUUUUUAAUUCAUCUUAUGAAGUAUUAGUAUCUAGAAACUUUGUUGGUAGACGUUUUUUUCAUUGUGCUCUUAUCUACAACUAAAACACUAAAGCAUCCACUACAUUACAUCAAAAUUAAUCAAGUAAGAUUGUGUAGACACACUUAGCUUUGUGUUGUAUGUAUGUGUAUAAUAUGGUAUCAUGUACACUACAACUCAAAGGAUCUAUUGUGUCCCCCUGCGUGAGGAAACAAAUUUUUUUUUUAACAAUUUUUGUUACUUGAAUGCUUUUGUCGUUAGAUUCCACACGAAAGUUUUGUCUAAAUCCGAAUGUUAUUUCCAGUAGCGGGGUCCCCGCCGUUAGAGACCGUGGGUGUAACCCUGGUCCUUGAUACUGUACAAUCACUUUCAAUUAAAUUGUGUAAUUUAUAUUAUUAUAAAGUCAAAGAUUAGGGUCAUCAGAUUCCUUAUUAAUAUGUUCAUUCAAUAUUAUAAUAGGAAAUAAUGGUUUAUAAUAUUGAGGUAGCACACAGAUUCACGGGGGCCCCUGCUACAUAUAAUUAUUAGACACAAUACAAACACUUCAACGCUGUUUUAAUGUAUCUAGAUAAAGAUGGACGCUUGGUCUUAUAUUUAGCAUCGGGUAUAACAACAAAAUUGGGUUACAAGUAUCAGCAAAAUCAGCAUUUUGUAUUAAUAUUAGUUGGGGCCUCACCGAUUCACGGGGGCCCCGCGACUUUAAGAUACAUAUAAUUAGACACAAUACAAACACAUCAACGCUCUUUCAAUGUACCUAGAUGAAGAUGUGUCCUUGGUCUUGUAUUUAGCAUCCAGGUAUAACAACAAAAUUGGGUUACAAGUAUCAGAAACACCAGCGCUUGGUAUUAAUAUUAGUUGGUUAAUUAUUACAUGUACAUGUCGAACUAAGAGUUAAAAAAAUAAACUUCUUCUACAACUAUUA